UCCGUCCCUUCCAUCUCAUUUCCAAUCCCAACAAUCCCAAUAGAGAACCACGGAUACCGAAUGGAUCGCCGGCGGCGGCCGGAUAGCGAUGCCGCGCUGCCUCCUUCGCCGUCGCCUGCGACCCCUUCCCCUUACCUUCGCGACGUCUCCAACUACAAUAACCCGAAAACCCGCCUCCGAAACCCUAACCCUAACCCUCUUCCUCCCUCUUCUCCUCUCCCCAUCUUUUUCACCGCCUCCAAGAGAACUCCCUCCUCCUCCGCCUACGCCUACAGUCGACGCCGCUGCGCCUCCGGUGCAGCCCCGGCCUCCCUAUCGGAAGCCGCCCGCCGCCGCCUCAAGGUCCUCGAGCUCGAGCAGUCCCGGUCCUCGCGUAAAAACCAGGAACGACGCGAGAAGGCUCUCAAGUCGUUCGCAGGAUCCAUCUCCGCUUGGCUCAAUUUCCUGUUUAAGGACCCCGAUUCUUGCGGUUGCCACAUCCCUUCCUGGUUCGGAGACAGGCAGGAUGGUGUCGCUUCUAAUGGGAAGCGCGAGAGUCUCGAUGGCGGAGCUGGGCUGGGCGGACGGUGGUGGAGUCCGAAGCGCAGGUGGGAUUGCUCCUUGCGAGGGACGUCCGAUGAUGAUGCUUGGAGGAGGGAAUCAGCUAUCUUUUCAUUGCUGAAGGUGUCGUUGAAGGACGUGUGCAGCUUGGAGGAUAUGAUGGAAAGGAUGGAGCACUUUAUGAGUAAGAAAAGUUGCAGGGAAGUCCUCUUCAUGAUGAGUCAAGUUUGCAAGAGUAUAGACGAAGGUAGACUGAAGAUGAAAGCACACUGUCCACUAGUAACUGAUCUAGGGCUGAAGGAGAAGGCGACUAGAACUCUAAUGUCGUAUAAUCCAAUGUGGCUCCGUGUUGGGCUGCAUAUCAUUUUUGGUGGUGACUCCUUGCUUCUGAAUGAAGAAGGGAAAUCAGAGCAGGAAUAUCUGUUUCUCAAGAUGAUGAUAGAGGCACAUUUUUUUUCUCAAGUUGAUAUUGCAAAGUCCUAUGCAUAUAAUAAGCUGGUUGAUGGCCUCUACAGGCCAGGUUAUUAUGAAGCUUUGGGAGGUAUAAUAUUAAAGAGGUUUCUGUUGCUUGUUGCCUCACUUGACAAAGCUAAGUGUGAAUGCAGUCUUCCUGCUAAAUAUGGCAUUGAUGGUGUUGAUGGUGGCUCUCCUCUGUUGUUUGACCAUAGUUGUCAUAUAAAGUCGACUCAGCAAGUUAUCAAUGAAUUUUUAUCACAGGUAAUGCAUGGGGAAGGUAAUCUUCUUCAACAUCUUUUGACUCUGGGAUUUAAAGUGAAUUACCAACAGAUUCCACUUUCAGAAUAUGAUUUCAAUGUGCAAAAUCUAUUUGAAGAUAUUCAGGAUGGCAUACUGAUCUCUAGAGCCAUUCAACUCUUGCAAUGUGAUGCAUCUAUACUCUCAAAAGUGAUAGCUCCUCCUGAUACUAGCAAAAAGAAGUUGCAUAAUUGCAACAUUGCUCUGCAGUACCUUAAGGUGGUUGGUGUGUCCUUGUUUGAUGCCGAUGGAACUCAAAUUCUCGCAGAAGACAUUGUAAAUGGAGACAAGGAGUUGACGCUUUCCCUACUCUGGAACAUUUUUCUGAAGUUGCAGGUCCCUUUGUUAAUUGAAAGAGCUUCUUUGGUUGGGGAGAUAAUUAAACUAAAGAUAUCUUGUAUGGAUGAUCCAGACUAUGGUUCAGUUACAAUCAUGGACCUGCUUCUUGAGUGGAUACAGGUUGUUUGUGAAAGAUAUAAUAUCAAGGUUGAUGGUUUGUCUUCUCUUAUUGAUGGGGAAGCUCUUUGCUGUGUCAUUUAUUAUUACUCAGACGUAAACUUUCAUGGUGGUUUUUCAUCCAAGGAAAAUUUGGAUGAGAACAAUGAAUGUGUAGUAAAGCGACUCAAUUUUGGUCGUACUGGUUCUUCUGGCAACAUACUUUCAGUUCAGCGUAUCAUCACAAUUAUGGGAAACUUUCCUGAGGUGUUACACAUAAGCGACAUAAUAGGUGAUGUUGCAUCCUUUGAUGAAAGGAGCAUGAUAAUUCUUAUUGUGUUUCUUGCCUCUCUAUUGGUUUGCCGAAAAAAUUUGGACCGAGGAAAAAUGUAUUGCCUCAUGAGAUGGGACUGGGGCCAGGAUGUUGGACCAUCAACUACAUGUUCUCCACUAUCUGAGAACGGUUUAUUUACUUCAUUAAAGUCUCAGAAAAACAAGAUGUCUAAGUAUUCAUGCCCACUGCAAAACGGAGAAUUAAACAAAUAUGAUACUGAAGAAUGGGCUGUGAAAAUCAUACAAUCUCAGUUUAGAAGAUUUAUUGAGAGGAACAAAUUCUUGAAGAUUAAAAACGCAACAUGUGUUCUGCAAGCUGCUAUUCGUGCUUGGCUAACUGUGGCUUUUGGCAGAAAAUCUUAUGCUGUUAUUGGUUGCUCCUUUUCAUCCUUAUUUACCGGACAGUAUGAUAGAUAUAUGAAGUUUAUGAUUGAGAGGCAUAAGUUUAUCCACAUGAAGACAUCUGUGAAACUUAUACAAAGUUCAGUAAGGUCUUGGAUUGUAUGGAGGCGCCAUAGGGCAGAAAUUGCUCCUUUAGAAAGCAGAAAAUUCUCCUUCAAUAGAGAGCCCACCUGUGCAGAAUUGGAAUCUUUUCAGCAGCAAACAAUGGCAGUUGUUCUGAUACAGAGUGCUUGGAGAGGAUUUAGUUUGCGGAAGCAUCUUUUGAUGAAAAGAUCUGCUACAAUUAAAAUCCAGAGCCAUUGGCGUGCUUGGUACACAAGGACGAACUUCAUGAAUAUGGUUAAAUCUGUCGCAAAGAUCCAGGUUGGUAUCCGUGGCAUGUUAUGUAUGAAGUCCUUUAAUCGCUUCAAAUUUGCUGCUAUUGUAAUUCAACAAUACACCAGGGGGCAGCUUGCUCGCAAUAGGCUUUUAGGUGCUUCUUCACUUCAAUCCAGCAAACUGCAUUUUGGAUCAUCCAGUGUGACUAAGCUCAGCAAGAUAAAGCAUCUUGAACUGAAAAUAGUACUAUGUGCAGUAGUAAGGAUACAGAGAUGGUGGAGGCAAGUUAUAAUGUGUAGAUCACAAACUAUAGCAGUAAUCCUUCUUCAAUCUUUUAUCCGUGGGUGGAAUGCCAGGAAAGCAACCAACAAACUGCGUUACAGCAUCAUCACAAUUCAGAGGUGGUGGAGAAAUAUUUUAUUUCAUGAAUUGAGGAAAAAGUCAGCUCACAUUGUUCAGGCUCACGUUCGUGGUUGGAUUGCUCGGCAAGCAACUAGUAGAGAGAAACACUGCAUUGUUUUAAUACAAUCUUACUGGAGGGGCUAUCUAGUAAGGAAACAUUCAAGACAGCAACUAUUUGACCUACGAUGCAAGCUGAAAGUUUCCGAUGCAAAUGUUGAAGAUGAUGUGCAACUGAUUAACAGGCUUGUUGCAGCACUUUCAGAACUCUUUUGCUGUAAAAGCAUUAGAUAUCUCCGCCAUACCUGUGCAACAUUGAAUAAUGCAACAGAGCAUUCUGAGAAAUGUUGUGAAACAAUGGUUAAUGCUGGUGCGAUAGACAUUUUACUGAAGCAAGUUCGUAUGCUCAAUCGUGGCAUUCCUGAUCAGGAAGUUAUAAAGCAUGUGCUAUCAACUCUGAGGAACAUUGUUCGCCAUCCACUGCUGUUGCAAGUGUUUAUAGAUACACCUCAUUCUGGAGAAAUAAUUUUUCAAGAGGUGCUCAGGAACAAAAAUGAAGGAUAUUUUGUUGCUUGUGAUCUUCUUAAGAGGCUGUGUUCAACACAAGAAGGCCGCGAAACCAUCCAUAAAUUACAUGGUCAUGUACGGAGGUUACAUGUUCUCGCCCAGGAUCUUCAAAGGAAAGCUGAUCUGCAGAAAAGGAGGGUUGGUCAGGCUGGCAGGAGUGACAUCACACUCCGCAGACUGAGGGAGGCUGUUAACCUUUUACAGUUAAUUUUGGAUAAACGUAGUUGACAAAAUCUUAUAUUGCGUUCGAGGAAAAUUGAUUCUCAUGAUUUAACAGCCUGCUGUAUUCUGAAUCUAUACAAACCGCAUUGUGUGCAGUGAUCAGUAAGUUGUACCAAAUCAUGUAAUAUCCUGGAAGUGUAUCUGUUACUUAAGUGUCGGAUUAAUGCGUAAGUGUGAAUACUGGUAUUACAUUAGCUGGAAAAUUAAAGUU
This is a messenger RNA of Musa acuminata subsp. malaccensis (wild Malaysian banana), 4180 nucleotides long. RefSeq lists its product as uncharacterized. Gene Ontology annotation, cellular component: spindle pole. The record is from RefSeq and is a predicted model, not a curated record. Gene Ontology annotation, biological process: establishment of meiotic spindle localization; mitotic cell cycle; spindle organization. Lineage: Eukaryota; Viridiplantae; Streptophyta; Magnoliopsida; Zingiberales; Musaceae. Gene Ontology annotation, molecular function: calmodulin binding.